AUUUAUGAGUAUUACGUGUGACGGGUCGCAUAACAGCUUUUCAUUUGUUGUACAAAUUUGUUAAUAUAGAAGUUUGUUCUAUUGUUUAUAUUUCUGACACGACCUUUUAGUUAGAGCUUACAUCUUAUUAAAUUAUAAUGUCCGAACGCGAAAUUGAAGCCGCCUCUACGAGUGGCGAGCCCGAAAUAAUUUCGGAAAAUGUUGAAAAGCUCUCAGAUUCCUGCGAACCUGAGAGAAAAAAGCGUAAAAUAACAACAAAGAAUGACGAAAAGAACGAUAAAUUAGAGAGUAGAUUGGGUGGGAUUUUAUGUUGCGCGGUGUGUUUGGAUCUCCCAAAAGCUGCUGUUUAUCAAUGCACGAAUGGCCAUCUGAUGUGUGCUGGUUGUUUCACACACGUGCUUGCAGAUGCACGCCUUCGUGACGAGAUCGCAACAUGUCCAAAUUGUCGUGUCGAAUUCAGCAAGAACUCGGCCUCACGUAAUUUGGCAGUCGAGAAAGCAGUAUCAGAAUUGCCCAGCGACUGCCAAUUCUGCGCGCGGGCGUUUCCCAGGAAUACUCUUGAGAGACAUGAGGAAGCCGAAUGCGAAGAACGCUUAACAGGGUGCAAGUACAGCCGUAUCGGGUGCCCAUGGAGAGGACCAGUCCAUGAAAUGGGAUCACAUGAAAUGAUUUGCGUUCACCCACACAAAUCAGGCGCUGAGGUCAUGCAAGCACUUGAGGUUAUGGAUCAAAAAACACAGGAAGAAAAAAAGUUGUACGAUCAGAUAUUUGAUCUUCUAUCUUACGAAAAGAUAAUCUUUAGUGACUUGCAAAUGAAGCCAUAUCGCACAGAUGAAUUUGUUCAUAAACUCUUUUACGAAACUUCCCGAUUUUCGGCCUUCAACAAUCAGUGGGUCGUCAAAGCGCACAUCAAUAAUUGCCAGAGAGAUCCCACACAGAGCUCGGAACGUGAUAUUACAUACCAGCUGGUUCUGAAAACAAAAAUAACAUAUCCGAUCAGUGUGCAUUACUUUGUUUUACGAGGUCCUUUCGGCGAUAUGAAAGCUUUUCCAAGGAUACAUCAUCACGAUUUUACUGAGGAAGAUAAUGAAAGUGAAUACAUGCCAUUGCCUUUAGAGGAUACUAAUGAGUGCAAUCGGCUGCUCGCAGGAAAAGCUAUAAAUUUCAGGCUCAUUAUGUUUAUGGUGUCGAAGUAAUACCGAAUAUCGAAUACCGAAAAAUAAAGUGAUUACUUCAAUGUUUGAGAGCGAAUCAAGACUAUAAUUUUGUAUUAGGCAUAAAUUUAUCUAAUUUUUCGAUUUAUUAUAAAUAGAGUAUGAUCUCGCACGCGCACAUGCUUAUAUUAUAAAGUAAAUAAUGAAUUAACUAUUUACAUUUUAUGUAUGUAAUUCUUAUAGUUGAACUAUUUAUUUUAUUCAA
Molecule: messenger RNA, 1419 nt
Organism: Ctenocephalides felis (cat flea)
Lineage: Eukaryota; Metazoa; Arthropoda; Insecta; Siphonaptera; Pulicidae
Product: cysteine and histidine-rich protein 1 homolog
Exons: 7
Coding region: 138-1196 (352 amino acids)
Cellular component (GO): nucleus
Source: RefSeq, a predicted model, not a curated record